CUGUUGCAUCGCUCUCUCGCCUUCGGUCUUGCUCACGGCCGCGAUAAAGCGAUAACACGAGACGAGAAAGCGAUAGCACGAGACGAGAAAGCGAUAGCACGAGACGAGAAAGCGAUAGCACGAGACGAGAAGGCGAUAACACGAGACGAGAAAGCGAUAGCACGAGACGAGGUUCACCGACACGCAUCAGCAAACAUGAGCGUAUGGACAGACUGGCUGGACUACAUCCCAGUUGUGGGGACAGUCAAGAACACGGUUGAGGCUGUAUCAGCCGUCUGCCAUGGCGACUAUGCUCUUGCAAAGGAGAAGGGAGCGGACGCAGCUCUGGGUCUUGUGCUGGAUGUUCUCACAGCUGGAACACAACAUGCCGCGGGUACUGCGUACCUUACAGUUGUUGAACAUAUUGUGUUCAGGGGCACUACAGCAAAAGAAGCCAUGAAUGCCAUUAAAGGAGCUGGCGCAAAAUCGGGGAAAGGAGCUGGCGCAAAAGCGGGGAAAGGAGCUGGCGCAAAAUCGGGGAAAGGAGCUGGCGCAAAAGCGGCUGCUGCUACUCAAGUUCCGAUCCAAGAAAUGACCAAGAAAUCCAAAAGACCAUCAGACCCAAAGACCAGCAAGGGUGAAAAGAAAAGGCCAUCUGAACGUGGAGAACACGUCAUCAAUAACAACGUUCUAAAGGUUUUUAAGACAAUCAUAGACCGAUUUGCUACUCGGAUUGGAAGCACAGCAGCUGAACUGCUUGGAAAUAAAGAACACACAGCCACUUAUCAAGCAUAUUACAGGCCCCUACCACAAGACAUCACCCAGUCAAUCGGGUACCAGAUGGUUGCACACAUUCCGGAAGAGGACCAAUACAUUGAUGCCAAUGCAACUGCCUAUGGAGCAGCAAUCAAGGAGAUUUCUGACAUGGUGGUCACUUAUAUGUACGACUAUUACAGCAACAACUUCUACAGUGGUCCUGCCGUCGAUAGGAGCAUCAUCGAUCUGAUUCGUUUACUGAACAACAGCCAGUUGUAUGUGGACGAGUACGCCAAACAGUACUGGCUUCGGCAUGGCGGGGACGAGGCCAAGUUUGAGGACAGCAGACAACAAGUAGUGAAGAUGUUCAGACGUCUGUGUGCACCUACAAGCGGGGAAAACGAGGCAAAGCAGUGGGUGCGCGAUCUAACUGGCCAUAUGUAACUGUGCUGACAUUGAUGGUGUGGCAAGAAGGGACACAGUAAGCUUCUUCUUCUCACCUCAGAUGCCACGAGAAACUACUGAUACCUGAGAAAGCUCAAUCAAGUAUACUGGCCUUUAAUUGUCAAGUCAAGAGGAGGGAACCUUUAACUUUAUACGGAACAUGGAAAACUAUGCUGUGAUGCCAUGUGAAGUAAAGAUGGUAACAUCGUUACAUAUACUGAACGUUGAUGCCUAGCUAAAACGUAGGGACAUGAUACUUUAACACAUAACUAUACUAAUGUUGGAUGUCAAGACAAGAUAUUGUGACACUUAACAGUACUGACAUUGGAUGUCAAAAGAAGAUAUUGUAGCACCCUUAACUACAUUGACAUUGGAUGGCAAGACAAGAUAUUGUGACACUUAACAGUACUGACAUUGGAUGUCAAAAGAAGAUAUUGUAGCACCCUUAACUACAUUGACAUUGGAUGGCAAGACAAGAUAGUGUGACACUUAA
Haliotis rufescens (red abalone) is the source of this 1672-nucleotide messenger RNA. RefSeq lists its product as uncharacterized. The transcript is spliced from 2 exons. The record is from RefSeq and is a predicted model, not a curated record. Bases 196 to 1179 code for a protein of 327 amino acids. NCBI's taxonomy places the organism in Eukaryota, Metazoa, Mollusca, Gastropoda, Lepetellida, Haliotidae.